UUGUUUUUGUUUUGGUUGGAUUGGAAUCUGAGAUUGGAAUUUAGAAUGUUUUGAUAUUUUUUUUACAUAAUAUGCAAGAUUUAUUACUUACAUUUUUAAUAUUAAUAUGAUUGAAUUAAUCAGUUAAGAAAAGCAGGAAUAGCAUUAGAUUACGAUAUAGUUCGUCGACCGGUUACAAAGUCCAGUUUGCGAGUUCGUGUUGUGUUCAAGGCGAUAUCUUGAUGUUGUUUGGUCCGUUCUAAUCAUUUUCGCCGCAAAUUGCCUCCGCGUUGGAUGUUGGCGAGAGUAAAUUAGUUAACAAGGCUUGAAACUGUGAUAUUGUAACAAAAAUACUGCCUAGGCCAGUGACACUCACGCUGAAAAAGGAAUAAAGCAAAAAUGUCAUUGAGACGAGCAGUUCUGCAGAUUAUCAAGAAACAGGGUGUUGCCACAACGGUUUCCAUAAGGCAUGGUAGCUCAAGUACUGAGAGUAACAUUUUGAAGUCUGUAUAUAGAGACAUUCCAAUGACCAAUGAGACCUUGUGUGAUUUUGUAUGGCAAAAUCUGGACAGGUGGCCGGACAAGACUGCUACGGUAUGUGGCAUCACAGGGCGCGGUUUCACAUACGCACAGACACAUAGAAUGACAAUGUCGUUCGCCGCUUCACUGCGGACGAAGUUAAAAUUGAGAGAAGGGGACAAUGUUGCCGUGAUACUGCCUAACGUACCCGAAUACCCGUGUGUGGUACUCGGCGCUUUGCAGGCUGGAUGUGUAGUUAGUCCUAUGAACCCGUUGUAUACUCCAGAGGAAUUAAGACACCAACUAAAACUGAUCGACUGCAAAGCUGUGGUCACAUCGCAAGUUACAUACGCGAACGUAUCAGAAAGUUUGAAGCAAAUCAACUUCAAAAUACCUAUAAUACUCGUAGACAACAGCGUACCUGAGGGUACUAUAAAAUUCGCCGAGUUUGCUGAAGAUUUGAGCGUGGAUACGGAAUGUUUGAAGACAGUUAAGAUGACAGCAGACGAUGUAGCGUGUAUACCGUUUUCUAGCGGCACCUCUGGGUUUCCUAAAGGCGUGGAGUUGACACAUAGAAGUGCGGUGGCGGCGAACAAAAUGAUAUCGAUGCCUGAAGUCGUGGCAGUUGUGGAGACUACUGCUACUCAACAAUCCGCCUUCACCGCCGUCAUUCCGUUCUUCCAUAUAUUCGGCUUCAACGUGCAAAUGCUGAAUCAGCUGUACUUGGGCUGCAAAAUAGUUACUUUACCCUUUUUCAAACCCGAGGUGUAUAUUAAGACUAUCGCUACAUAUAAGACUGAUGCGCUGUUUCUUGUCCCACCUAUAGCGGUGUUCCUCGGUAAACAUCCGAUGGUGACGCCUGAACAUCUGUCGCCUGUCCGCUGCAUCAUUAGUGGUGCAGCGCCACUUGCUAAGGAAGAUGCUGAGGCAGUAUUAAGGAAGAGUAAAAAUCUCAACUUCCGCCAAGGUUACGGCCUGACAGAGACGAGCAGUUGUAUUUCAAUAGGUGACAACAAAGACACUAAUCACGCUUCGGUCGGCCAUGUCAUGUCUAGAGGCGAAGUGAAGAUAGCCGAUUUUGACACUCAGAAGGCCUUAGGACCUGGUGAGGAAGGUGAGAUCUGGUUCCGUGGCCCAAACGUGAUGAAAGGAUAUUACAAGAACGAAGAGGCUACUAAGCAGGACUUCACGGAAGACGGGUGGUACAAGACUGGUGACAUUGGAAAGUAUGAUGAAAGAAAGUAUUUGUAUGUGACGGACCGGCUCAAGGAACUAAUCAAGGUCAAAGGCUUCCAAGUGGCCCCAGCGGAAUUGGAAACGAUAGUUCGUCUCCACCCGAAAGUGGCCGAUUGCGCUGUAUUAGGCGUUCCCGACGGUAAAACCGGGGAAGUGCCCAAGGCUUUCUUUGUACCGUACCCGGGACAAGAAGUCAAGCCGGAAGAAGUAAUGGAAUUCGUAAACGGGAAAGUUUCGUCGUUCAAACAGCUGAAACACGCGCAAUUAGUGCAGGAGAUACCGAAAAAUGCGGCUGGUAAGAUUCUGAAGAGAGUUCUGAAGGAUAAGUAUUGUUAGUGUAAGUUAAAGUAUGUUUUCCGCUAGAUUAGUUUGUAUGUAAACGUGCCAAAUGAUUCGUAAUUGAGGCGAGUGAAAUUUUCGCAAUUCUCGAGACUAAUUCAGACUCUUGAAAUAGCAUUUAUAAAUGACAACAUCUUUAAACAAUAUAAAUUGGUUAAUAUAACAUAGACUACACGUAAUAAAUACGUAACUUACUUUUAUUUUGACGCCGUAAAUAUUUAUGUUCAUUCAAAAUAAGA
Amyelois transitella is the source of this 2312-nucleotide messenger RNA. RefSeq lists its product as uncharacterized. The record is from RefSeq and is a predicted model, not a curated record. The transcript has 10 exons. Gene Ontology annotation, molecular function: long-chain fatty acid-CoA ligase activity. The coding region runs from base 379 to 2070 and encodes 563 amino acids. Gene Ontology annotation, biological process: long-chain fatty acid metabolic process; fatty-acyl-CoA biosynthetic process. Gene Ontology annotation, cellular component: mitochondrion. Lineage: Eukaryota; Metazoa; Arthropoda; Insecta; Lepidoptera; Pyralidae.